Messenger RNA from Plasmodium gallinaceum, 1395 nucleotides. RefSeq names its product conserved Plasmodium protein, unknown function. The transcript has a single exon. NCBI's taxonomy places the organism in Eukaryota, Apicomplexa, Aconoidasida, Haemosporida, Plasmodiidae. The coding region runs from base 1 to 1395 and encodes 464 amino acids. The record is from RefSeq and is a predicted model, not a curated record.
AUGAAAAUAAGUAAAUGGAUAAAAAUUUUAUCAUUUGAUAAAAGAAACUUUGGAAGUUCAUAUUUAAAUAAAAAAUUGAAAUUAAUAAAUGACCGAGCUUUAAAAUAUCACAUAGAUUACAUUAGGUCAUUAGAUAUACUAGAAGGAAAAAAUAGAAGUGUAAUGAAAGAAAUUUUUCCGAAUAAGAAAAGUGAAAUAAAUGACUUGUUUUUUAAAAGAGAAAGUAAUGAAGACGAAAAAGAUGAAGAGGAUUUAUUAAAUAUAGAUUUAACAAAAAAUAAGUAUCAUUAUGAAAUGAAAAAUAUGUUACUAAAUGAAUUUGGAGUUAUAAAAAUAAUACAUAAUGAUAUAAUUGAAGAGGAAAGUGAUUGUAUGUUAAUACCAAUGGUUUCUAAUUUCAUCCCAUUAAGUGGAUUUGGUGCUUAUAUAUUACAAAAAGGGGGAAGAGAAUUAGUAAAAGAAAUAUUUACUUCUAUUAAGAAUUUAAUAAAAAAACGAAUAGAAAUACUAAAUGAACAUAAAGAAGAAUAUUUAAGUACUUCAACAACAAUGAAUAAUGAAAAGGGAUUUAAAGAAUUAGUAGAAAACUCAAAAACAUUACAAACAGGAGAUUUAAUACUAACAAAACCACAUAAUGUUAGUGAUAAAGUUAAAUUAUUGGCUUUUCUAAUUAUGCCUUAUUUUUGGCAAGGAAAUUGUUAUAUAUCGGCUAAUAAGUUAAGAUAUUCUUUUUCAAAUGCAUUAAGACAAUUAAAUGAAUUAUGUGUUUCUUCUAUUAUUUUACCAAAUAUAGCAUCAGGAAUAUAUGGAUACACACCAAAUUCUUCUAGCAAUAUUCUAAUUGAAGAAUCCAUUGAAUCAUUGUUGCAAUUGAAUAAUACAGUUCCUAUAUAUAAUUUAAAUUCUAUUUCUUUUAUCGAUAAAGAUUUAAAUACAUGUAAAAUAUUCAGUGAAGCACUUGAAGAAGUAUCAAGAAAUUAUUUACCUCAUAAAAAAGUAAUGCCAGCACCAAAAUAUUGGAAUACUGUAAAUAGAAGACUUUUAGAAAUACCAUCUAAUGUUGUUUAUUUUUGUAGAAGACAAAAUAAAAUUUCUUUUAAAAAAUACCAUGGUAUAAUUAGGAGAAAAUAUCAAAAUUAUUACAGUAAUAUUAGACCAUUUAAAUGGAGAGCAUCAAGAGUUGUUGAACCAAAUCCAUUUCUUGUUUAUAAAAAUUCAGGAGAACCUAGUUCAUAUCAAUAUGAUUAUAAACCAUAUUACUACAAAGGAAUAACUCAUACCCUUUAUCCAAUUAAUAAAAAGGGAUUAAUAAAUAUAAGAAUAGGAAACAAGGGAAAAUUACAAGCACUCAAAAAUAUUUCUAAUAUAUCUUUAGAAACAAAACCAAGACUUUAA